GAAGCCAUUUUUCCCCAUCAAAGCAAGGGGAUUUUUUUUUUUUUUAAAAGACCCCACACAUUUUGGGUGCAUUUUUAAAUACGGGAAUUACUGUGAGCGAAGGUUACAGACAGCCAACCAGCAAUGCCCUUGUUUCGGGCCUCACCCGGCAUGAAGUCUGGGUCCAGGCAGAGGAAAAUGACGACGGGGAGGAGGAGGAACCAGCGUGAUGAAGAUGGCUCUGUUCUCUCCCUGACCCGCCUGUGUCUCCUGAACCUGGCUGACAACAUGAAGGGAUUCUGGGUGAAGGACUACGCUGAGAAGUACUUGGACCAGUACCACUUCAGGCACAUCAUGGGACCUUUCAAUGUCCUUUCGGGUGAGCUGGUCGAGGAGCUGACAUGUCUGCUGUGCUCCAGAAAGCAGUUGUCCCGAGCGGCCCUGCACCUCCUGUUGGUUCCCCAGCUCCGCAGCCUCUCUUUUGGAAGCUGUCCUGGCCUGGCCACCUCCGCAAUCUGCACCCUCAUCGCCGCACGGUGCCAGUGUCUGUAUAGUUUGGACCUGUCUGGAGCCCAGCAGCUGUCAGCCCAGGUCCAGUCUUCCAUGUUCAGCUGUCUGCCCACCCUGCGCUCCCUCUCCCUGGCUGGCACCCUCUGUGACACACGGGUGAUCAAGACACUUGCCUACUACUGCCCUUCUCUACGCCACCUGGUCGUGUCUCACUGUCACCUCCUUUCCCCUGCAGCACUGCUUCCUCUUGCGGGUGGUGCUUUCUCCUCAUGCUCUGACGGUCCAUCUGGUUUAUCUUUUCUCAGCAGUUCUGCAUGUCAUUCCUCUGUUUCUCUGUCCUGUUCUCAACCGUCCUCCUCCUCCUCCUCCUCCUCCUCCUCCUCCUCCUCCUCCUCCCCCAAACACCACCCUCCACUCCCCCUCAAAAGUCUCUUGGCCCUGGAUAUUGGAUUCGGGGAGGAAAAGGGAGACCCUGCAGCAGCUGCAGCCUACCUCCUGCUCUCCUUGCCCUGCCUGGAGAGUGUGGCAAUGGCGGGACUUGCUCAGGCCUUUUGCAUCAUCCACCGCAGAGAAUUCAGCCAAACAGAUGCGUUCACUGUCAGAGAAUCAGUGUCGAAGCUGGAGGAAGUGUGGAGGCUGAGGCAGGGGACAGAGAGUGGGAGGAAGAUGGAGGCAGGAGCAGCAGAUGAAGAAGAAGAAGAUGAGGAGGAGGGGGUACUGUGGGAGCAGUAUGAGAGCGAGAGUGAUGAUGAUGCAAGCAGAGAUGAAGAGCCGGGUUAUCUUUUGAGACCGGGAGAGGAAAGGAGGAACUGGGGAAGAGGGAUAGCAGAGAAAGACAGGUUGGCGUCAGGGCCAGGUGACGAAAGCCCGAUUCUGCGUCUGAGGAAUGUCCAGGGCUUAUCUUUUGCCUCCCUGGAGACUGUAGUCCAGUUGUGUCCAGAUAUCCAUUCCCUGUCUCUCGACUUUGAUGAAGAUGAAGACACUGGAGGAAGAAGCCAGGUGUCCCUGUUAGCUGAAGGCCUGCAGAGCUGGUCAGGCCAGCUGCAGAGCCUCUCAAUACGUUACUCUAGACCUCUGGUGGAUCUCCUCCCUGCCCUGCAACUCGUGGGCUCCUCCCUGCUCUCUCUCACCCUGGAGGGGGUGAAAACCAGUCCCGACAGUCCCCUACUGGAGGUCAUCAGGGCCUGUCCCAGACUCAAGCACCUGCUCAUCUGUGCAGAUCCUCCCACCACUCCUCUUUAUGUUCAGGAUCUUCAGGAAGAGGAUGAUAGGAACUAUCCAUUUCUGCCUAACCUCUGCUCUCUCACACUCAAUUUCUCCUACGACCACAGCCAGAUGAAGCCCGUCAUGUCCUGGGUGUCCCUGACGAGGGUGCUGUGGUGUCUCCUGGCUGGUUCUCUCUUACUGGAGAAAGUGUCGCUGGUCGCCCUGCCUUGCCCUCUGGACUUGGUUUUAAAAAACACAAUGGCCUGGAACCUUUCUCUGAACCCACACCGCGCUGCGAAUUCCUCACACGUCCCCGCCCGGCCGCUCAGACGCGUACAGCACCUCGUCCUGUCCCGCACCAACGUAACCAUGGACACGGUUAAACAUUUGGUGCAGUCUUGCAAACAAAUCAAGCAUGUGGAUUUGGCCGGCUGUUGGGAAAUCACCCAACGCGAUUUUGCGCGUUUCCAGGCGCUCAGAGUAGUCGAGCUUGUCUGGCAGUAGUGAGGAGGGGACGGGAGGACGUCCAGUAGAGCAGAAACACAGGCACAAGAGCACAGAGACUCACAGCAACCUCUGCACUUACAGCACAGCACAUCUUGACAAUUGAACUUGUGAGUGUGGUUUUAGCCUCUGUGAGAGGACUUUAAUGAGUUUGGCCAACAGGAGGCGACAUGUUAUCACUUUAAGCAGCCUCAGGAAGAUGACUCAACAACUCUAUGAAGUUUCUGAUGUCAGACCGGAUAUGAAUGCGAGAGUGUGUCCUUCAGUCUUCCCUUCUUUCUUACAAUACAUCACCUGUGGUUUUCAAGAUGACUUUGAUUGUCACACACCACUUUCUGCCCCAUCAUAUUGAGAAAAAUCCCAUUCUUCACAUGGGAUAGACAUUCCCAAAGAAAAUGUUUUCUACCUUUCAUCAUUCAGUGUUAAACCGGCUGUGCCUAAUAUCAAAAUAUGUGCUUUGAAUGAUUAAUUUGAAAAUACACUUUAAAGAUUGUGCACUUUAAAGACUGCAUUAAUUCACUGAAUUAAAAUAGUAUGUAUAUUUUUAUUGUCUAAGUUAUAUCAUUCUAAAAUGUUAUGACUCCAGUUGUAUUUAUUUUGAUUCUUGUGUAAGUAAAAGCCUUACCUGCCCUAUUGACACAGAUUGAUCUUUCUCACUUUUUCACACUGUGAGCAAGUCUGUUUACUUGCCUGUUUACUGUGCAAGACAUCUUUUGAAGUUCUUAUAUAUAAAAAAGUUCAAUGUACAGUAUAUGAUUAAAAACAUGCAAUAUUGUGCCUUCAAUCAGUAAUCUUGGCAACAGUGUCUUACUGACUUUUUUUUAUUAUCAUUAUUGGAGGGGGGCAUCAUCAUUAUUGUAUGCCUCAAGUUAGCUGGAAUAUAUUU
Molecule: messenger RNA, 3085 nt
Organism: Myripristis murdjan (pinecone soldierfish)
Lineage: Eukaryota; Metazoa; Chordata; Actinopteri; Holocentriformes; Holocentridae
Exons: 5
Coding region: 124-2199 (691 amino acids)
Source: RefSeq, a predicted model, not a curated record